Messenger RNA from Giardia duodenalis, 417 nucleotides. RefSeq lists its product as uncharacterized. The record is from RefSeq and is a predicted model, not a curated record. Lineage: Eukaryota; Fornicata; Diplomonadida; Hexamitidae. Bases 1 to 417 code for a protein of 138 amino acids. The transcript has a single exon.
AUGACGUUACGCUGCAUUUACUUCUCCGACGGCGAAAACCCCAUUCCAAGCCGAAUUAUAAUCGAACCGCCGCUUAAAAGACGUGGAGAACUGCCCACCACAUUUCAAUGUAGCCUACAAGAACAGACAGGAGGCGACCUCGUUGUUCCUAAAUCCUCCGUCACGAUGGACGGAGAUACACUGCUCAUCAAUGCUCGGGAAAAUACCACUCCCGUUGCUUACACCGUGGAGCACAUUGGAUGGCUAACUCAGGACGCAUACGAAGAGCUUCAGCAAACCGCAGGCCACUGGGACCAGCUUGCCGAGUAUAGCAGCGACACGGUCGAUCCUGAGGAUUCCAACUGUGAAGGAGCACGGGGGAACGACUACCCUAGCACUCCAACUGAUCAAGAAAGUGAUAUAGAAGAGUGGAGUUAA